This is a messenger RNA of Malus domestica (apple), 1435 nucleotides long. RefSeq names its product sorbitol dehydrogenase. Gene Ontology annotation, molecular function: zinc ion binding; oxidoreductase activity, acting on the CH-OH group of donors, NAD or NADP as acceptor. Lineage: Eukaryota; Viridiplantae; Streptophyta; Magnoliopsida; Rosales; Rosaceae. The record is from RefSeq and is a predicted model, not a curated record.
UCUAUUUCCAUCAACAAAUCAAACAAGUCCGUGUAUUCCGUGUAUUCCGUGUCUUCUGUGUCCAUUUUAUUUGGAGAAGAAAGAAGUUUGUGUCUUCUAAACACAGAUAAACGCCCUAGAAAAAACCAGAGAAGAGUAAAAAAUGGGCAAGGGAGGCCAAUCCUGCAAUGGCAUGGUUAGAGAUGUCAAACCUGUGGAGAAGGAAAACAUGGCUGCUUGGCUCGUUGAUGUUAACACCAUCAAGAUCCUACCUUUCAAGCUCCCCACUAUUGGACCGAAUGAUGUUCAAAUUCGAAUUAAGGCUGUCGGCAUUUGCGGAAGUGAUGUUCACUACCUCAAGACCAUGAAAUGUGCGGAUUUUGAGGUUAAAGAGCCGAUGGUGAUCGGACAUGAGUGUGCUGGGAUCGUAGACAAAGUUGGGAGCGAGGUGAAGCAUCUGGUGCCCGGUGACCGAGUGGCGGUUGAGCCCGGCAUCAGCUGCGCACAUUGCCAGCAGUGCAAAGGAGGCCGCUACAAUCUCUGUCCCGACAUGAAGUUUUUCGCCACCCCACCGGUUCACGGUGCCUUGGCUAAUCAGAUUGUGCACCCUGCAGAUCUGUGCUUUAAGUUGCCGGAAAAUGUGAGCUUGGAGGAAGGGGCAAUGUGUGAACCCUUGAGUGUUGGGGUUCACGCUUGUCGGCGAGCCAAUGUUGGUCCUGAAACAACUGUUCUGAUCAUCGGCGCAGGGCCUAUUGGUCUGGUCUCAGUUUUGGCCGCUCGUGCUUUCGGGGCACCAAGAAUUGUUAUAGUGGAUAUGGAUGACAAGCGUCUAGCGAUGGCAAAGUCUCUCGGGGCUGAUGACACCGUCAAAGUUUCAACAAAAAUGGACGAUUUAGAUGAUGAAGUUGCCGAAAUUAAAAAAGCCAUGAUCUCCGAAGUGGAUGUGACCUUCGAUUGUGUGGGUUUCAACAAAACCAUGGCGACCGGCCUCAAUGCUACUCGUCCUGGCGGAAAAGUCUGCCUUGUCGGAAUGGGACACGGCCUGAUGACAGUGCCUCUCACCCCUGCUGCUGCUAGGGAGGUCGACGUUGUUGGAGUUUUCAGAUACAAGAACACAUGGCCGCUUUGCCUCGAGUUUUUGAGGAGUGGGAAGAUCGACGUGAAACCGCUUAUCACGCACCGUUUUGGAUUCACGGAGAAGGAGGUGGAAGAAGCGUUUGCAACCAGUGCUCGUGGGGGUAAUGCCAUCAAAGUAAUGUUCAAAUUGUAAAGACAGUGACAAGUUUUGUUUAUCAAAUUCUUAGUAGAAUGUAGAGGGUGGGUGAGGGUGGGUGGCGGUGGGGCUCGCGAUGGGGGUGGGGGUGGGGAGAUAUUAUUUACGUCAUCACAAUAAGCACGUUCCAUUCCAUUGUAUGGUUUUUUAAGUAAUGACAGUAUUACUUUUCGUGGGCUUCUC